AUGCCCAAGAGAAAGACUGAAGGGGAUACUAAAUGAGAUAAAGCAAAGGUGAAAGAUGAACCACAGAGAACAUCUGCAAGAUUGUCUGCUAACCCUGCUCCUCCAAAGCCAGAGCCCAAGCCUAAAAAGGCCCCUGCGAAAAAGGGAGAGAAGGUACCCAAAGAGAAAAAGGGAAAAGCUGAUGCUGGCAAGGAUGGGAAUAACCCCGCAGAAAGUGGAGAUGCCAAAACAGACCAGGCACAGAAAGCUGAAGGUGCUGGAGGUGCCAAGUGAAGUGUGUGCAUUUUUGAUAACUGUGUACUUCUGGUAACUAUACAGU
Molecule: messenger RNA, 319 nt
Organism: Galeopterus variegatus (Sunda flying lemur)
Lineage: Eukaryota; Metazoa; Chordata; Mammalia; Dermoptera; Cynocephalidae
Product: non-histone chromosomal protein HMG-17-like
Exons: 1
Biological process (GO): chromatin organization
Cellular component (GO): nucleus; chromatin
Molecular function (GO): nucleosomal DNA binding
Source: RefSeq, a predicted model, not a curated record